Molecule: messenger RNA, 312 nt
Organism: Loa loa (African eye worm)
Lineage: Eukaryota; Metazoa; Nematoda; Chromadorea; Rhabditida; Onchocercidae
Exons: 2
Coding region: 1-312 (103 amino acids)
Source: RefSeq, a predicted model, not a curated record
AUGUGUGCCAGUACACAGAUGAGUUCUUUCUUGUCCAGCAAGACUGAUCUCAGUGGAGACAAUCCUAAGUCAUUCACAACAAAAUUGCUUGCCUUUGCACUGAUUUGCCAUACACCUUUUCGUUUAUCACCGCCAACAGCCGACAAGCCAUGUAGACGUAAUUCUCGUCUUCUGAUCUAUGAGAGACAUUCCGGAACAAGCGAAUACUACCUUAAAAUAUCCCAGUUAACUCUACUGCGCGAAAACGACCCGUCGCAGUUGCGUCGCAACAACCCUAAACAUACCGAAGUGUUCUCCGGUGCAAGUAUUUAA